AUGACCAGAUCUUACCAGCCUGAAUUUUCAAGCCGGAACGCAGACCCAAGAAAACCAUCGGCGUUGACCUGGCAAAAGUGCACCGCAAAUGGAAGCUGUACGAAGCAGAUUGGCUCUGUUGUGAUUGAUUCCAACUGGCGCUGGCUUCACUCCCUCGACGGGAGCACCAACUGCUACACUGGUAACACAUGGGAUGAAACCCUAUGCACAGAUAACGCUCAAUGCGCUAAGAACUGCGCGUUGGAUGGAGCAGAAUACGGAAAUGCAUACGGCGUGUCCACCAGUGGCGAUGCCCUGACUCUCAAGUUUGUCACUGGAGCGAAUGUGGGAUCUCGUCUGUACCUGAUGGACAGCACCGAUGCAGCAUAUCAGACAUUCAACCUACUGGGUAACGAGUUUACCUUCGACGUGGACGUUUCCAAACUCCCCUGUGGUCUGAACGGGGCCUUGUAUUUUACAGCUAUGGACGCCGACGGAGGCGUCAAGAAAUACCCUGACAAUAAAGCCGGGGCCAAGUACGGAACUGGAUACUGUGAUUCUCAAUGUCCUCGGGGUCUAAAGUUCAUCAACGGCAUGGCCAACGUAGAAGGCUGGCAGCCCUCCAAGAGCGACAAAAACGCCGGAGUCGGCGGCCACGGUUCAUGCUGUGCGGAGAUGGAUAUCUGGGAGGCCAACAGCAUCUUCAGCGCGUUCACUCCUCACCCCUGUGACGAGACAGCGCAAACCAUGUGUGAUGGCGACAACUGCGGUGGAACCUACUCCGAUACUCGAUACGCAGGCACCUGCGAUCCAGAUGGCUGUGACUUCAAUGCCUACCGAAUGGGCAACGAGACCUUCUACGGUUCCGACGGUAUCAUCGAUACUUCUUCGAAAAUCACCGUCGUGACGCAGUUCACUACCGGGCGCUCUGGAUCACUGUCGGAGACCAAACGUUUCUACGUACAGAAUGGCAAGACGAUUGCCAAUGCUGUGUCCAACGUUGAGGGAGUAAGUGGUAACUCCAUCACUGAGGACUUCUGCAGUGCGCAGAAGAAGGCUUUCGGCGAUGAGACAAUAUUUCAGAAACAUGGUGGACUCAGCGCCAUGGGAGAUGCUAUGUCCUCUAUGGUUCUUAUUAUGAGUAUCUGGGAUGAUCACUAUGCUAGUAUGAUGUGGCCAGAUAGCACUUAUCCUGAAAAUGCGUCUGUCUCUGACCCCGGGGUUGCUCGAGGGACCUGCAAGCCGCACGUCGGUGAUCCAGCCACCGUGGAGAGACAGCAUGGUGAUGCUUCGGUCACUUCUCUAAUAUCAAGUUUGGUCCGAUUGGGUCGACCUUUGAUGCUUCUGCUUAACUGGACGUGUCCGUGGCAAUAUGGAAUGAAUCACUGGAUAGCAUUCGCGAGGGGUGCAAAAGGAAGACUCUGA
Aspergillus tanneri is the source of this 1404-nucleotide messenger RNA. RefSeq names its product glycoside hydrolase family 7 protein. Gene Ontology annotation, biological process: carbohydrate metabolic process. Bases 1 to 1404 code for a protein of 467 amino acids. Gene Ontology annotation, molecular function: hydrolase activity, hydrolyzing O-glycosyl compounds. NCBI's taxonomy places the organism in Eukaryota, Fungi, Ascomycota, Eurotiomycetes, Eurotiales, Aspergillaceae. The transcript is spliced from 4 exons. The record is from RefSeq and is a predicted model, not a curated record.